AUGGUUGUGGGCGGAUUCCUACCGAAGUCUGGUUACAGCCUUUUAUCAGACACUGCUUCUUCUAGCAGUCAUGGUAUUAAGGCGCGUCAGCACCGUGUGGGGACACGAGCCGGCGAGCGGCCCCGGAGACCGACGGCCGGGGCUCUGCUCACUCUCCUCUCUUCCUUCCCGGGAAAAGCUCCCCGAGGCCUCGAAAGCCCUCGAAUGGCCCACGCGGCACUGGAGCCCCAGGGCGGGAGGGAGGCGACGCUGUGCCCGGGGUCCGCCGCCGGCGCGCGCGCUCACCAGCUCGGCGCGCAGCCCGGCCAGGGCGGUCCCGACGUGCUCGGUGCCCGGAGGGUCCCGCGGCGCCUCGGCCUCCGCCUCCGGCCCCGCCUCCGCUCGAGGGCGCCCGGAGCUCCCGCGCGGCACGGUCCGCGGCCAGGCGCGCGCCUGCCGUCGCCUGAGGUCUUCCAGCCGCGGGCCGGCGGCGUGGGCCUCCUCCUGGCGGUUCACGCUCUUGCUGCCCCCGGGGGAGCCGCGCGCGGGACGGGGGGCGGGGGGCCACGGCCCGUCACUGCCUGGGACCCCCGGGGGUCCGGGGGCCGUUGCCCGUCCGCGGCGGUGGGAGUCCUCGGGGCCCAUCUCGGAGACGCCGGCUCCCAUUCCAGGCACCAACAACCGAAGGAGCGGGCCCCCUUGACUCCGAGGAAAGAUUUGCCCCGGAUCACUUUUCUUGCUCCUUGGAGUGCUCCAAAGGAAGACUUGUGUCUAUCCAGAUGGGAACCUGAGUUUCAACGAAGGAGAACAGGUGCUAAGAUUGCAAGGGCAACGGAAUCAGCUCUGCGCUACGGCAGUGAAAUCAAGCUUCACGAGGCCCAUCCAGUGGGUUGGCUGAUGAUUUUAAAUUGUCAGUGGUCAUCUGGGACCCAUUUAAUCAUCUCAGUCCCAUCACAUCUUCUAAGCGUAUUUGGAGAUCUUCAUGAUGGUUUGACUCCUUCCUCCAUUGUCAUUCUCGACAGUCUUCAUCAAGAAAUGGAGACCUACCGCCACAGUUCAGCUUUCCAUUGAAAAGAGGUAGUGUGUCAAACCUACCUACUAUUCUCCACCAUUAAGACAUGUUUCUAUGAUGCAUCUGACAACUUAUAUGCAGAUUUUCUUUAGAUGUAAUAGCUGUACUGUAAUAAAGAUGAAG
Molecule: messenger RNA, 1174 nt
Organism: Mustela erminea (ermine)
Lineage: Eukaryota; Metazoa; Chordata; Mammalia; Carnivora; Mustelidae
Product: translation initiation factor IF-2-like
Exons: 8
Coding region: 1-1050 (349 amino acids)
Source: RefSeq, a predicted model, not a curated record